CCAAUAUUUCGUGUGGCAAUCCGUUACUCGAGUGACCAAGACGUCUGCACCUUGCGCAACUUCCACAAUAAGCCCGUAUUUUGUUUCCAAUUCAUCUUUAUGCGAAAAUCUCAUAAGAAGUCUCGGCAUGGUUGUGCGGAGUGCAAACGACGAAGAGUCAAGUGUGAUGAACUGCGACCUUCAUGCACCAAUUGUCGCAGAAGAACCUGCAACUGCAACUAUAGCUCAUCUGACUCGUAUAUGUGGCUGAGCGCGGAUUCUUCUCAAAAUAGUUCAAGGUCCAGAUUCGGUUUUCCUCAGGAAUUGAUGAAUCUAUUUUCAAGACUUGCGACCCCAAGAGGGCCAAUACAAUGCAGUGAGAGCGGAUCUCCUGUGUUCGAUCCGACGCCCCUCAACCUGGGGAACCUUGAGUUGAUGAUUUUGUGGUCGAGCAAAACACACUUGUCUUUCACCCGAGACGAAAAAACUCAGAGAGUCUGGCAGGUUCUGGUUCCUCAAGAAGCACUGUCUCACAUAUUCCUCAUGCAUGGGCUGUUAGCCACAUCUGCGCUUGAAGCGGCAAGCUCUAGCGACCGCAUUUCUCGAGUAAAUUACAUAAAUACAGCAGUGAUGCACCAGAAUGAGGCUUUGAUUGGGUUCCAAGGAAUUUUGGGCCAAAUCAACUGUCAGAAUGCCAAAGCCAUUUUCGCCUUUGCCAGCAUUCUCGUUGUCUAUUCAUUUGGAUUCUUCCACAUUGAGAACCCUGCUGGAACCGCGAUUGCCAUGGAAGACCUCUACCAGGUUCUUAUGCUCUGUCGUGGCGUGCAGCAAAUUAUAACUCGCUCUGAAUCUUCGAUACAAGGUAGCAGCUUCAGUCCAGUUCUUGACUUCAGUCCUGUGGAUUAUCCUGUCCCUUUGCCUGGGAGUGUCCAAUUUGCCGUACACCAACUCCGCGAAGCGAACGCUUCUUACGGUGCGCGACGCGCGAGCCAUGACACUCCCCUUUACCAGGUGGCAAUAGCCAUCCUCGAGGAGGCUUUGAAUGCAUCUUACCAGGACCGCAUUGCUCAAAAUGUUGUCAGCCGCUGGGCGAUAACGCUUCCUCAACCAUUUCUAGAGCGGUUGAACGAACGGGAACCAAUGGCGCUGGUAAUACUAGGAUUUUUUUGUGUAGUACUACACCGUUUAAAGGGGAUUUGGUAUUUUCGAGGAUGGGGUAUAUCAGUUAUGAAACUGGUAUGGCAAACAAUACCACUGCAAUGGAAGAACCUUCUGCAUUGGCCCGCGGUGGAAGUCCUCGGGGAGGCUCCAGAAGUGCAUCAACCACAAUUACCUUGA
Molecule: messenger RNA, 1317 nt
Organism: Penicillium argentinense
Lineage: Eukaryota; Fungi; Ascomycota; Eurotiomycetes; Eurotiales; Aspergillaceae
Product: Zn(II)2Cys6 transcription factor domain-containing protein
Exons: 2
Biological process (GO): regulation of transcription by RNA polymerase II
Molecular function (GO): zinc ion binding; DNA-binding transcription activator activity, RNA polymerase II-specific
Source: RefSeq, a predicted model, not a curated record